AAGGCGGCGACGUGGCCGAAGGAAGCCCGUUUUGCCGGAACUGAUGCUCAGCCGGGAUUGGUGAAAGGGCGGGCCUAGGUCUCCGGCCGGAAGUAGAAGUGGAGGAAAGAUGCAGGACCAUCAGCACGUGCCCAUCGACAUCCAGACCAGCAAGCUGCUCGACUGGCUGGUGGACAGAAGGCACUGCAAUCUGAAAUGGCAGAGUCUGGUGCUGACAAUCCGGGAGAAGAUCAAUGCUGCCAUCCAGGAUAUGCCAGAGAGCGAAGAGAUUGCCCAGCUGCUCUCUGGAUCUUACAUUCACUAUUUCCACUGCCUGAGAAUCAUAGACCUUCUCAAAGGCACUGAGGCCUCCACAAAAAAUAUUUUUGGUCGGUACUCUUCUCAGCGGAUGAAGGAUUGGCAGGAGAUCAUAGCCCUGUAUGAGAAGGACAACACCUACUUAGUGGAACUCUCUAGCCUCCUGGUUCGGAAUGUCAACUACGAGAUCCCCUCAUUGAAGAAGCAGAUCGCAAAGUGCCAGCAGCUGCAGCAAGAAUACAGCCGAAAGGAAGAGGAGGGCCAGGCAGGGGCUGCCGAGAUGCGUGAGCAGUUCUACCACUCGUGCAAGCAGUAUGGCAUCACGGGAGACAAUGUUCGAAGAGAACUUUUGGCCCUGGUGAAGGACCUGCCAAGUCAGCUGACUGAAAUUGGGGCGGGGGCUCAGUCCCUGGGGGAAGCCAUUGACCUGUACCAGGCCUGUGUGGAGUUUGUGUGUGAAAGCCCCACAGAGCAGGUGUCGCCCAUGCUGCGGCAUGUGCAGAAGCGGGGAAACUCAACCGUGUAUGAAUGGAAGACAGGGACAGAGCCCUCUGUGGUGGAGCGGCCACACCUUGAAGAGCCUCCUGAGCAGGUGGAAGAAGAUGAGAUUGACUGGGGUGACUUUGGUGUGGAGGCAGUUUCAGACCCCAGCAUCUCUGCGGAGGCCUCUGGAAUUGACUGGGGCAUCUCCCUGGAAUCAGAAUCAAAGGACCCUGGGAGUGAUGGGAUAGACUGGGGAGAUGAUCCUGCUGCUUUGCAGAUCACAGUGCUGGAGGCAGGAACCCAGGCUCCAGAAGGCGUUGCAAGGGGACCAGAUGCUCUGACACUUCUUGAGUACCCCGAGACCCGGAAUCAGUUCAUUGAUGAGCUCAUGGAGCUUGAGAUCUUCUUGUCUCAGAGAGCAGUAGAGAUGAGUGAGGAGGCUGACAUCCUGUCCAUAAGCCAGUUCCAGCUGGCUCCUGCUAUCCUGCAGGGCCAGACCAAAGAGAAGAUGAUUACCAUGGUGUCCACACUGCAAGAUCUGAUUGGUCGGCUCACCAGUCUUCGAAUGCAGCACCUGUUUAUGAUUCUGGCCUCACCAAGGUAUGUGGACCGAGUGACGGAAUUCCUCCAGCAGAAGCUGAAGCAGUCCCAGCUGCUGGCUUUAAAGAAAGAGCUAAUGGUGCAGAAGCAGCAAGAGGCACUUCAGGAGCAGGCAGCUCUGGAGCCCAAGCUAGACCUGCUGUUGGAGAAGACCAAGGAGCUGCAGAAGCUGAUUGAAGCUGACAUCUCCAAGAGGUACAGCGGGCGCCCUGUGAACCUAAUGGGAACCUCUCUGUGACACAUUCCCUCCGUGGCUUGCCUGCUGGUCUUCCCAGCCUUCAGAUGGAGGUGGGACAAUCAGGACUGGUGUGGUAGACCCUUCCCAUCAAGAAAACAGGCAGACUGGAGGAGAGAGCACCAUGGGAAGGAACCAGCUCCUGAAUGGUGACUCCAGCAUUCACUACGCUCUACAAGAACUAUCUUGAUUGGCCCUGUGGUCUGUCAGCCUCAAACCAUACCUCCUCCUUUUAGUUAGUUGAGGUGGACUUAAUAAAAGAGGAAAAUACUCUUGCUU
Molecule: messenger RNA, 1894 nt
Organism: Castor canadensis (American beaver)
Lineage: Eukaryota; Metazoa; Chordata; Mammalia; Rodentia; Castoridae
Gene: Cdk5rap3
Product: CDK5 regulatory subunit associated protein 3
Biological process (GO): regulation of mitotic cell cycle
Cellular component (GO): endomembrane system
Source: RefSeq, a predicted model, not a curated record